AGGGUCACGAUUGGAAACUUCAUUUAGACUUUAAUUGAGAUCCAGUCACUAAGAAGCUGUUAUAUAAAGUAAAGUAACUGUUCCAUGUCAAGUAGUGUGGUCAGUAAAUGAACUCUGAGGUGCGAUUAUCGACAAUCAUCCGAUACGAUGAUAGCUACCAUUACUAGGAUCUCAAAAAUGGCGCUGGAUCGAACACGUGGUACGACCAUCAGUCGUGUAAAUACUAAUAGUCAUCUGCACCGUACUCCCCACGGUUCCUUGGCUCCCACCAUCGAGAUGAUACGCGCUAUCGACCUCACCAAGCAACAACUUCCAAAUCUCCCGCGAAUAGACGUACCCGGGGGGUACCGUCUAGUCGAAGACGGCGAUGCAUCGACCGCAGCUACCAAACUUCCAAAGGUUUUCGAGACAUUCAGUAGUGAUCUCAAAUCGUGCUAUGAAUCCCCUCUUCUUCAACGAGUUCUCGCGAAAUUACUUCUCGUACCGAUGACGAUAGAGGGAUGUCGUCUUCUCGCCAACGAAGGCGAUGUCAGGGGAGCCUCUUCGCUGUACCUCAUACACGACGUUAACCUCAUCAUCGAGAAGGUGCUCGACGAAAAGGGCAUCGGAGCAGGAAGCCUAACAUGUCGCAGUCCGCCGUGGAAUAGCGAUCGUCCAGACCUUGUCUGGCAGUUCUCGCCCGACCGUGACCUCCUCCAAUUGAAGUACAAGAACGCUCGGAUGUUGCGGGGGACCGACUGGGAUCCCAUAUUCACGAACUCGGGUAUGGUCGUUCUGGAUUUCAAGCCCGGAGGGAAGGUGUAUGAUGAUGACGACAACAUCGUCAAGUAUCUGUUCUGCAGCAGCGACGAUGACAACUGGACCUUUCGUCAGCUUUUGUUAGCGGUCAUCAUCUACUCCUUUCGCAAGGAAGGCAUCCUUGCCCCACAUGCGCGUAGAAUGAUUCGGCAAUGGAAAAUGUCAGGAGAGAUUGAAUAA
Desarmillaria tabescens is the source of this 978-nucleotide messenger RNA. RefSeq lists its product as uncharacterized. The transcript has 4 exons. Bases 148 to 978 code for a protein of 276 amino acids. NCBI's taxonomy places the organism in Eukaryota, Fungi, Basidiomycota, Agaricomycetes, Agaricales, Physalacriaceae. The record is from RefSeq and is a predicted model, not a curated record.